GUGCUAGCGUUCGGAUCGCAAUCUUGAAUUUAAAAUGGAUUUUUUGUUAAAAAGCAAGAUUCUCGAAUUGGACCCGGACACAGUACAGUAUGUUCGUAAACAGUACAACCUGGACAAACCCGGAAGAAUAGAAGACGCAGUAGCUCUGCUGAGGGAAUGGGUUCAAAAACAGUCGCAUUUUAACAAGAAAGAUUUCAGUGAUCAGUACUUAGAGGUGACAAUAAUAAUCUGCAAGGGGUCGGUAGAGCGCGCCAAAACACAAUUGGACAAAAUGUGCACAUUCAGAACUUUAAUGCCCGAUUUUUUCUCAACACGUGUGGUAAAAAAGGAAUAUGAAGAAUAUCACAAAAUUGUUCAAUCGAUCGUGUUGCCCAAGUUAACACCCGACCACUACAGAGUGCACCUUGCCAAAUAUCACAACGUCGAAUGGGAAGCUUCACAAGCCAUUCACUUCUUUAGACAAAACGUUUACUUAGCUGAAUACAUUAAGGCACAUGAUUAUUUGAGUGGUUUCGUCUUGGUUAUUGAUUUAUCUGAUGCCAACAUAAUGAACUUUUUGCCUAAAAUUAAUGUUUUCCAAGCUAAACAAACUAUGACUAUAUUAAUGGAAGGAUACGGCAUGAGAGUCAAACAAAUGCACGUAAUAUCAAAAUCUAAACUUGUGGACGGUUUUGUGUUGUUAUUAAAGCAAUUGGUCAGCCCCAAAAUAGGCGACCGAAUCAAAGUGCACAAAAGUAUACAGGAUCUAUUUAAGUACAUUCCGAAAGCCAUACUUCCCAAAGACUAUGGUGGUGAAGAACGUUCGCUGGAGACACUUCAAGCGGAAUGGAUUGAUGCGUUUACAACGGAUGAAUACUUGAAAUACUUGCAAGAAAUGAACGCAGCCACAACAAAUGAGUCCUGUCGACCAAGAGACAAAUUUUCCGAAAAUUACGCUGGAAUGUCGGGCACUUUCAGAUAUUUGACUGUUGAUUAAAUAGACCAAAAAACUAUCAAACCAAUGCGUUAUAGUUUGGCAAGUUCGUUGAUGAUACUCCCAUGAUA
Bicyclus anynana (squinting bush brown) is the source of this 1044-nucleotide messenger RNA. Its product is annotated as alpha-tocopherol transfer protein-like. Gene Ontology annotation, molecular function: phosphatidylinositol bisphosphate binding. The coding region runs from base 35 to 976 and encodes 313 amino acids. The record is from RefSeq and is a predicted model, not a curated record. Lineage: Eukaryota; Metazoa; Arthropoda; Insecta; Lepidoptera; Nymphalidae. The transcript is spliced from 6 exons. Gene Ontology annotation, cellular component: membrane.